CUUGAGUCAAUGCUGAAGCCGUCCCAUCAGUGCCUGAAAGCCGCCGCUUUCGCGCUUCUCCCGGUCCCUGCGUCAACGGUCCCUCCAGGCCAAUCAUGAGGUGGCCAAUCACUAGAGUUGCGGUGCUGAAAAGAGCCGGUGCAGCCCCAGCUACUGGGGCGUUGCUAGCACUUGGCUGACUGGUUGCAGCAGCGCCUUACCACAGGGCGGUAUGCUGUACGACAGCAGUUUCUCUAGCUUGCUCAGGCCUGGACCGGCCACUGCGGGGGCCCAUUGCAGCCUCUGAAGACGCUGGAGCUUUCAAGGAGCCACCACUGCCGCCGGCAAGCCACCCCAGCCCCAAACUGCAGUACUAUGAGGAGGGGUGCCGUGUGGCUAGUAAGUGGCCUGCAGCUGGGAAGCUGACGGUUCGUCAUUGAGUGACGGUGUCGGAGCUGCUGUGUGCUAUGUAUGGCGACAAGCCACUACCCAAGGCGUAGGAUCCACCAAGCCUUCCAAAGAUAGCUCGCUCUCUCAACUACGUACUCUUGUACAUCUCACGCACCUUCAACAACCCUCGCAAACACCGUUAACGAAACAACUUCCCAACACUCCACCCCCCUCUCCCCGCCCAGGCUUUUUAGAAUUCCCUCCGGAAGCUUUCUCGCCCCUGCGUCCUUGCGAGCAACGAGCUCGUAGGCCUUCUUCAGCGUCAUUCACCUCGCACCUCCUUAUCUGCAGCCGUAGUAGAACCACCGCCCAAGAUGUCGCAAGUCCACGCGUUGUCCGACGAUCAGGUCGGACAGGAGCUCCGCAAGAUGACGGCGUUCAUCCGGCAAGAAGCCUCCGAGAAGGCCCGCGAGAUCGAGAUCAAGGCAGACGAGGAGUUCGCCAUCGAGAAGUCGAAGCUGGUGCGCCAGGAGACGGACUCCAUCGACACGGCCUACGAGAAGAAGUUCAAGCAGGCCACCAUGUCCCAGCAGAUCACCCGGUCCACCGUCGCCAACAAGACCCGCCUCAAGGUCCUCGCCGCCCGGCAGGAGCUGCUCGACGACAUCUUCGAGGACGCCCGUAAGCAGCUAGCCACCGAGGGCACCAGUGAUGGGGACAAGUACGCCGCGACGCUCAAGGGUCUGGUGCUCGAGGGCAUGUAUGCCAUGAACGAGCCCGAGUUGGUGCUGCGGGCGCGGAAGGUAGAUUUCGAUGCCGUGAACAAGGCAAGCGAAAAGGCUGCCGCCGAGUAUAAGGAGAACGUGGGCAAGGAGUGCAAGGCCAAGAUUGACGAGAAGAAUCCUCUGCCGGAGGGAAGUGCUGGCGGUGUGUUCAUCAUUGGUGGAGGCGGCAAGAUCGAGAUCGACAACACCUUCGAGGCGAGGCUGGUGCUGCUCGAGGACAGCGCCCUACCAGCUAUGCGCAAGACCCUGUUCGGCGCAAACCCCAACCGCAAGUUCUUCGACUAGGCCCACUACUACUAGACAUAGAGAGAUAUACCUCACACUGGGUAUGCAUACGUGCAUUGUAUCUGAAUUUGUUUUUUAUUAUCAUUCCAUGUUUGGUCAUUUAACAUAGCGGGAGAAAGAAAAAGAAAAAAGGCUUGGGACCUCCUCUUG
Messenger RNA from Cryphonectria parasitica EP155, 1589 nucleotides. It is a transcript of the gene VMA-4, whose product is annotated as vacuolar ATP synthase subunit E. The record is from RefSeq and is a predicted model, not a curated record. The transcript has 3 exons. NCBI's taxonomy places the organism in Eukaryota, Fungi, Ascomycota, Sordariomycetes, Diaporthales, Cryphonectriaceae. Bases 744 to 1439 code for a protein of 231 amino acids. Gene Ontology annotation, molecular function: proton-transporting ATPase activity, rotational mechanism. Gene Ontology annotation, biological process: proton transmembrane transport. Gene Ontology annotation, cellular component: proton-transporting two-sector ATPase complex, catalytic domain.